CCCUUAAUGGAGGGACAGGAGCUGAGAUAACUUGACUCCCUUCCCCCGACUCCUCACCCCACACAAUGUUUAUUUGUGGCUUUCACUUCAGGAAUUUCCCCUGUGUUAUGUUUGCCUAGGAGAGCAAAAAGGCAGCUCCGCUCCCUGCACACAUAGAGGCGUGCGUGGAUCACUUCCUAACACUCACUGAAAGUGAAACCUAGUUUGAGUCCUUAUGAGAAAUCAGGAAUUUCAAUUAAAAGGGAACAGCUGGCAAAGCAAAGCCAUUCUGUCACCUGCUGGGACUUUCCCAUACAGCUUGAAUAAUCUCUGGAUAUUUUAGCUGUCUUGGCAAUAAUCAAGACCAAUCAGCAUCAAGGAGGGAAAAGGCUUAGUGUAUAAAUGGACACUGGGAAACACUCUCUUAGGCACUUCUCAAUCUCUCCCAGACAUCCAAGAAUAAUACAGAAGAACCUUCACUCUCAUCACCAUGAAGGGAAGCUGGGCUGUCGUCCUUUGUUCAUUGUUCCUGAUUGCAGCUGAAAUUCAAGGGCAGUUGGCCUAUGGAAAAGGACGUUGCAGCUGCAUAGACAAAGGUUCUAAUUUCAUUCAGCGAAAAGCCUUAGGAAAAAUAGAAGUGAUUCCCAAGAGCUCUUCCUGUGACCAUGUUGAGAUCAUUGCGACAGUGAAGCCCACUGGAGAGCAAAGAUGCUUGAACCCUAAUUCCAAAUGGGUUCAGAAGUUGGUGACAGCCCUCAUCAAGAAAAGGUCUUCACAAAGCACUCACCUGUAAAGGAGAAGAGCUAAAGAUCACUUCAACAGCGCUUCAGGCUCCCUCUCCAGUGAGCAAUGAACUUGUCUGUUUCCUCCACCUGGCUCUACAGCUUUUAAAAUACAAAUGCUGCAGCUGAGGAAAGUUGUUCCCAGCACAAAGUCGUUGCAUCCAUUAAGAUGACAUCUGGGUAUGACAUCAUCUCAACACUGUGAUGGAACAUGAGCCUGUCACAGCAGGACAUGUAGUGAGGCCUCUGUAACCUCAGUAAUCCUACUGGCAAACCAGUGACAGUGAAGGCCCAGUUUGUCUUUGGGGUCUCCUGGUGGCUAUAAGUGGUAAUAGAUUGAUUCUGCUUAUCUAAUUAGCAAAUAUUUCUUUGAGUCACAGGGAUGGGUUAUUAUAUUAUUAUAAUAAACAUAACUUGGAGAUAAAAAUAUUCUCAGGUAACACAUACUAAGAAUUCCAAGUUAGUUUUUCUACCCGGUUUGAAAUUAAUGUAAUUCUUAGACAUACAUGUUCCAUGUUUAUUUAUAAUAAUAUCACAUAUGAUUGUUGUUCUAGGGUAUGUGAAACAUUUGUCUGUAGGCUUUAUAAAUAAAAUUGAAGGCUUAUAAUCUAAAGCGAAUCACACUGUGUGUUUAACUGAUGUGUAAACAAUUAUUACAUAGAUUAAAUGCAUCUGAUCAUUAUGAAAUGUAAUAUAACAAAUGACUGUAAUAUAAUAUUCACAAACAUUCCUUGUGUUAGACUUCUCCUUUUAAAGAUAAAUGAAUUAAAGUGAAUAAAAGACACUGA
Messenger RNA from Mauremys mutica (yellowpond turtle), 1549 nucleotides. Its product is annotated as C-X-C motif chemokine 10-like. Gene Ontology annotation, molecular function: CXCR chemokine receptor binding; chemokine activity. The coding region runs from base 470 to 772 and encodes 100 amino acids. Gene Ontology annotation, cellular component: extracellular region. The transcript is spliced from 4 exons. NCBI's taxonomy places the organism in Eukaryota, Metazoa, Chordata, Testudines, Geoemydidae. Gene Ontology annotation, biological process: neutrophil chemotaxis; cellular response to lipopolysaccharide; chemokine-mediated signaling pathway. The record is from RefSeq and is a predicted model, not a curated record.